AUGGAGACUGAAUGUGAUACAGAUAGAAGGUGCUGGACCACUGUAGCCAUAAGCAAGAGACAAGCAAAGGUGCUUGAAGACUACUGGGAUUGCAGUGUAUGUACAUAUCGAAACACAGCGGAAGCAUUUAAGUGCCUAAUGUGUGACAUACGCAAAGGGACGUCUACCAGAAAACCUCGGAUAAACCCUCAGCUGGUGGCUCAGCAAGCUGUUCCACAGUUUAGCCCAGGACCCUUUAAGGUAUUUAAGAAAGAAGGAGGUAAAGAGAAAUCAUUAAAAAGAAGGACCACAACAGAUAGUAAAGGCUUGAAAAAGUCAUGGCAUCCGCCCCGUUUAAAAAAUGUUGAUCGUAGUUCUGCCCAAACCAGAGAAAUAACAGUGAAUAAUGUGACUGUUAUAAUCACUGAAUAUAAAGCUAAAAAGAAAAAACCUUCUGAUGCAUCUAGCAGCACAUCAUCUGAGGGAAGUCAUACAGACACCAGCUCAGACGCAAGAAGUGCUGACUUAGCCACAGACUCAAGAAGUUCUUAA
Nezara viridula (southern green stink bug) is the source of this 531-nucleotide messenger RNA. NCBI's taxonomy places the organism in Eukaryota, Metazoa, Arthropoda, Insecta, Hemiptera, Pentatomidae. The record is from the annotation of a GenBank genome assembly.